Capsaspora owczarzaki ATCC 30864 is the source of this 1468-nucleotide messenger RNA. RefSeq names its product phospholipase A2. Gene Ontology annotation, molecular function: 2-oxoglutarate-dependent dioxygenase activity. The transcript has 5 exons. Bases 14 to 1390 code for a protein of 458 amino acids. NCBI's taxonomy places the organism in Eukaryota, Filasterea, Ministeriida, Capsasporidae. The record is from RefSeq and is a predicted model, not a curated record.
CAGUAGUUUCGUAAUGGAGCCUUCGACGCAAAAGCAAACGGACGUGUUUCAGACACUCCGCCAAAGCAUUCGAGACUUCCAUGUUACGUCGCAGACGAUUGACCGGAUCCCAGUGCCCUCGCCGCUCGUCUUCUACCGCGACUAUGUCAGCAAGAACAAGCCCGUCAUCAUCACAGGAGCGAUCGACCAUUGGCCUGCACUCGAGCGCUGGACGGACGCCUAUCUCGUCGACAAGCUCAAGGACAAUCCCGUCACAGUGGCAGUCACUCCGAAUGGCUACGCCGACGCCAUCUUGAAGGAAGACUUGUUUGUCAUGCCGGAAGAGCGCACAAUGACAUUCGCUGCGUUUCUCAAGCUGCUCGAAGAUAACAAGGGCAAAGUGUCCUUCGACAAGAACAAGAUGGAUGUCGACGCCGAGAUUGCCUACGUUUCCAAACAAAACGGCAACCUCACUUCUGAAUUUUCAUCACUCUUGGACGAUGUCACGCCCGACCUUCCUUUCGCCACCGAGGCUCUCGGCAUGAAGCCAGAUGCGGCCAACAUCUGGAUUGGAGAUGCCCAGUCGGUCACCUCGUUGCACAAGGAUCACUACGAGAACUUGUACGCCGUCGUGGCUGGAAGCAAAACAUUCACCAUCUACCCGCCCACAGACGUGCCAUACCUGUACUAUCGAGAGUGCAAGUGCUGUCGCUACGUUCCCGUCCGAGAUUCGGCGGCGGACAAUCGGGUUGUGCGGUGGGACAUUGUGCCAGAGCCCAAGCAAACAAGCGACGAUGAGCCUUCUUCUUCUUCUGCGCCAACGGAAGCUGCUGGUGACAGUAGCACCCCAGCGCCUGCGCCCCAAACGACAGGCGCCGCUGACGCUGAGGCAGACUCGUUUGAAAAUUGCCCCACCAUUCCCUGGAUUCCCGUCGACCCUCUGCUCGUCAACCAACAUCGCCACGUGCAAGAGUUUCCCCUUUUCUGCUACCAUGCAACCCCGCUGCGUUGCACCAUUCGUCGCGGCGAUGUCCUGUAUCUGCCUGCAAUGUGGUACCAUCACGUCCAACAGUCCGAGUCGUACAUUGAAACGCCCGUUGCCAACCCGGCCAAUUCCGACGAGCUGCCUCCUACGCCGCAGGUCUUUGACGCCAAGCGCGUGAUUGCCGUCAACUUUUGGUACGACAUGGACUUUGGACAGCAGUUUGCCUACUUUCAGUUCCUCGAAAAGUGCGUUGCAACCCUGCCCCCUCCGCUCGUGUUCGACGACGGCGGCGACGACCACAGCUUUGGAGGCGAUGGUUCGGAUCAAGAGAGCGAUAUUGGUCCUGAUGACAUUGACUACUCUUAUCGAGAGCCCGAGAGUGAUGAUGAUGAAGCGGCUUCGUCCUCGCAACAGCAGCAAGCAUAAUUGUAUUCCAACAAACGCAUUUGGUUGCGAGUGGGGGUGGUUGAGAUUAAACAUGUGCACAUACAAACCCCUCCCCCC